This is a messenger RNA of Cryphonectria parasitica EP155, 3265 nucleotides long. Its product is annotated as P-loop containing nucleoside triphosphate hydrolase protein. Gene Ontology annotation, molecular function: ATP binding; ATP hydrolysis activity. The record is from RefSeq and is a predicted model, not a curated record. The transcript has a single exon. The coding region runs from base 291 to 3068 and encodes 925 amino acids. Gene Ontology annotation, cellular component: cytoplasm; cytosol. Gene Ontology annotation, biological process: cellular response to heat. NCBI's taxonomy places the organism in Eukaryota, Fungi, Ascomycota, Sordariomycetes, Diaporthales, Cryphonectriaceae.
GCAUGAAGGCGCGUCCAAAAGGUUCUCAGCAAGUCUACGGCUCCACAGGGGAAUCAGGAUAAAAGUAUUCUGACUCUUGGGGUCUGCACUUGAUUUCCCCUCUCUUCUUCCAAGAAACAACACAAACUAAAUCAAACCAAAACCAUACCAGCACGGUUUCACAUCGUUGCUCCGUACAACCAAGUCACACUCACCGACUCUUUUUUUUUUUUUUAUUACACGACAACAACGUUUUUGAUACCCACGCAUUCCGUUUCUAAUUUUCUGUUUUCUUCACCAAGCUAUCCAUCAUGAAUUCAAAGAUGGAAUUCACCGACAGGGCCAAGAAGGCAUUGGAGGAUGCCAUGGCCUUGGCCGAACAAUACGCCCACAGCCAGCUCCUCCCCGUCCACCUGGCUGUCGCCCUUCUCGAACCCCUCCCAGACCAGUCCAAGGACCAGCAGAACGGUCCUAAGGGCACCCAGCACACCCUCCUGCGGCAAGUUGUCGAGCGAGCACACGGCGACCCGCAGCUCUUCGACCGAGCCCUCAAGAAGACCCUCGUCCGCCUGCCCAGCCAAGAUCCUCCGCCAGAGAAUGUCUCCAUGGCACCCACCUUCAACACUGUCCUUCGUAAGGCAAUGGAACUACAAAAGGUGCAGAAGGAUAGCUACAUCGCCGUCGACCACCUGAUCACGGCGCUUGCUGAGGAUGCCGGCAUUGCCAACUGCCUCAAGGAGGCCAACAUUCCCAAACCAAAAUUGGUGCAGGAUGCCGUGCAAACCAUCCGCGGCACGAAGAGGGUGGACUCCAAGACCGCCGACACUGAGGAGGAAUCUGAGAACCUAGCCAAGUUUACCAUCGACAUGACCGCCAUGGCGCGGGAAGGCAAAAUCGACCCCGUCAUCGGCCGUGAAGAGGAGAUUCGGCGAGUCAUCCGAAUCUUGUCUCGCCGUACCAAGAACAACCCCGUCCUCAUUGGCGAGCCUGGUGUCGGCAAGACAACCGUCGUGGAGGGUUUGGCACAGCGGAUUGUCAAUGCCGACGUGCCCGACAACCUGGCCCAGUGCAAGCUGCUCUCGCUCGAUGUGGGUGCCCUGGUUGCCGGUUCCAAGUACCGAGGCGAGUUCGAGGAGAGGAUGAAGGGCGUGUUGAAAGAGAUCGAGGACUCGAAGGAUAUGAUUGUUCUUUUCGUCGAUGAAAUUCACCUGCUCAUGGGUGCCGGCUCUUCCGGUGAGGGCGGCAUGGACGCAGCCAACCUUUUGAAGCCCAUGUUGGCCCGAGGCCAACUCCACUGUAUCGGUGCCACCACUCUCGCCGAGUAUCGCAAGUACAUCGAGAAGGAUGCCGCCUUCGAACGUCGAUUCCAACAGGUCCUGGUCAAGGAGCCCUCGAUUCCCGAGACCGUCUCCAUCCUUCGAGGUCUCAAGGAAAAGUACGAAGUCCACCAUGGUGUCACUAUUGCCGACAGCGCCAUUGUCGCUUCUGCCAGCCUUGCUGCCCGGUAUCUCACCUCUCGACGCCUGCCCGACUCUGCCGUUGAUCUCAUUGACGAGGCCGCGGCAGCUGUCCGGGUAGCCCGGGAGUCGCAGCCAGAAAUCAUCGACUCCCUGGAGCGGCGCCUGCGGCAACUCAAAAUUGAAAUUCACGCCUUAUCCCGCGAAAAGGACGAUGCAUCCAAGACGCGCCUUCAACAAGCCAAGCAGGAUGCUGCGAACGUUGAGGACGAGCUGCGGCCCCUGCGCGAAAAGUACGAGAGCGAGAGAAAGCGUGGCAAGGACAUCCAGGAAGCUAAGAUGAAGCUCGAUCAGCUCAAGGUCAAGAUGGAGGAUGCCAGCCGGAUGGGCGACACUGCUCGCGCUGCCGACCUUCAAUACUAUGCCAUUCCUGAACAGGAAGCCAACAUCAAGCGACUGGAGAAGGAGAAGGCUACCGCCGAUGCUGCUCUCCACGCCAACGGUGGCGACGGCGGCUCCAUGAUCACUGAUGUCGUAGGACCAGACCAGAUCAACGAGAUCGUGUCUCGCUGGACCGGCAUACCCGUCACCCGUCUCAAGACUUCCGAGAAGGACAAGCUCCUGAAGAUGGAGAGUGCUCUCGGAAAGGUUGUCGUUGGUCAGAAAGAGGCUGUUCAGGCCGUCUCAAACGCCAUCCGCCUUCAGCGGUCCGGCCUGAGCAACCCCAACCAGCCCCCAAGCUUCCUGUUCUGUGGUCCUUCUGGAACAGGCAAGACGCUGCUGACCAAGGCUCUCUCGGAAUUCCUCUUCGACGAUCCCAAGGCCAUGAUUCGGUUCGACAUGUCCGAGUACCAGGAGCGCCAUGCCCUCAGCAGAAUGAUUGGUGCCCCCCCUGGAUACGUUGGACACGAUGCCGGUGGUCAGCUUACAGAGGCCCUCCGCCGCAAGCCGUUCUCUAUCCUUCUCUUCGAUGAAGUCGAGAAGGCGGCCAAGGAGAUUCUGACUGUUUUGCUCCAGCUGAUGGACGACGGUCGCAUCACUGAUGGCCAAGGACGUGUCGUCGACGCCAAGAACUGCAUCGUCGUCAUGACUUCCAACCUGGGUGCUGAGUACCUCGCCCGCCCCAACGCAAAGGACGGCAAGAUCGACCCGACCACUCGGGAGCUCGUCAUGAACGCUCUGCGGAACUACUUCCUGCCCGAGUUCCUCAACCGUAUCAACUCGAUCGUCAUAUUCAACCGUCUUACCCGGAGGGAGAUUCGCAAGAUUGUCGAUGUUCGCAUCAGCGAGAUCCAGAAGCGCCUCUCAGAUAACGAUCGGCAUGUCUUCAUCUCCGUAUCCGAUGAAGCUAAAGACUACCUGGGAAAUGCUGGCUACUCCCCAGCCUAUGGUGCUCGUCCACUGUCGCGCCUGAUCGAGAAGGAGAUCCUCAACCGCCUCGCGGUCCUUAUCCUGCGGAACAACGUCAGGGACGGCGAAGCGGCGCGCGUCGAGCUGGUGGAUGGCAAGAUUACCGUUCUGCCGAACCACCCAGAUUCCGAUACAGAGGACGAAGAUAUGAUACUGGACGACGAGGAGGAUGCUGUGGAUGAGAUUGUCAAGGACGACAUGGAUGAGGACAUCUACGAUUGAGUUUCUCUUCCUCUCACUUCACAGGCAAACGGCGUUGGGCAAGCAUGGUUAUGAGUUACGAAUAUUAAUACAGCAUCGUCAAAUUGCGAUGUUUUGGGAGGCAAUAUGAUUUGGCGUUUAUGCUUGCAAGGGAUGUCAAGACUGAAAAGAUCCUAGUAGAUAGAUAGUCUUCAACAUGAUACAUCUGCAAUCAAACU